Messenger RNA from Musa acuminata subsp. malaccensis (wild Malaysian banana), 1210 nucleotides. RefSeq names its product large ribosomal subunit protein uL3c. Gene Ontology annotation, cellular component: chloroplast envelope; ribosome. Gene Ontology annotation, molecular function: structural constituent of ribosome. NCBI's taxonomy places the organism in Eukaryota, Viridiplantae, Streptophyta, Magnoliopsida, Zingiberales, Musaceae. Gene Ontology annotation, biological process: translation. The record is from RefSeq and is a predicted model, not a curated record.
GCGCUCACCUCUUGGUGGACAAGACAGAGCGGCACAGCGCCAAGAGCAGUCGUAGAAGAAUGGAGGUGUCGUUGAUGAGAAGCACUCGCUGCUCUUCCUUCUCGCCCUCUCCCACCUGGAAACCCCCGGUCUCCCUUCUUGCCCGCCCCGCUCUCCUCUCCUUGCGCUCCUCCUCGUUGUGUCCUCUCGGCCCUCUCUCCUCGUCCAGGGACCUCCUCUCCCGCCGGCAUGGCGGGCGGAGGGUGACGGUCAUGAGCAUGGAGGCGGGAAUCGGCGUGAUGGGGACCAAGCUCGGCAUGAUGACCUACUUCGAGCCCGACGGCACCGUCGUCCCCGUCACCGUCGUCGGCUUCCGCGAGGGCAAUAUCGUCGCCCAGGUCAAGACCGCCGCUACCGAUGGGUACGACGCUGUCCAGGUGGGCUACCGCCGCGUCCGUGACCGCAAGCUCACCAAGCCCGAGCUGGGCCACCUGGAGAAGGCCGGCGCCAUCCCCAUGCGCCACCUCCAGGAGUUUCGACUCCAGUCCGUUGACGGCUUCGAGCCCGGCCAGAGGCUCGUCGUCGAGGAUAUUUUCAAAGAGGGUGACCUCGUCGACGUCUCCGGCAAUUCCAUCGGCAAGGGGUUCCAAGGUGGAAUCAAAAGGCACAACUUCCGUCGUGGACUGAUGACUCAUGGUUCCAAGAGUCACAGAGCCCUGGGUUCGAUUGGUGCUGGUACUACUCCUGGACGUGUGUACAAGGGAAAGAAGAUGCCCGGAAGGAUGGGAGGAACCAAGACCAAAAUCCGAAAGCUGAAGAUUGUUAAAAUAGACAGCGAAUUGCGAGUGGUCAUGAUAAAAGGGGCUGUUCCUGGAAAGCCGGGCAACCUUCUCCGAAUUACGCCUGCCAAGAUUGUCGGGAAAAAUAUACCCAAGAACUAGCACCCAUCUAUCUUUAUUGUGUCCAACUCACCUUUCGGAAAUCUGGUUGCUUCCCUUUUUUUCAUUAGUCUUCAGCAGUACCUAUUAGCUUUCUUUAUGGACUAUGCUGUUGAACAGAGUCGUAACCAUCGCAGCAGUUUUCCCGGAAACCUGGUUGUUUCUUCAACUUCGAGCUUUGUAAUCCAACAUGUAGUGUUACAACAAGUAUGGAGAUGGAUGUUUCUGUAUAAUUGUGUGUAUAAACCUGAUAGCAUGGAAGUUCAAUUUGUGUAUAAUUUUGACUUUUGAGA